Messenger RNA from Sclerotinia borealis F-4128, 756 nucleotides. The record is from the annotation of a GenBank genome assembly. NCBI's taxonomy places the organism in Eukaryota, Fungi, Ascomycota, Leotiomycetes, Helotiales, Sclerotiniaceae.
AUGGGAAGAAUAAACUAUAAAACGUUUGCCAAGAGCAAGCCUUCUCCUCAUGAAACUUCAGUAUCUGACGAUUCAAUCACUUCUUCUGAUACCUCUUCAGAAUCCCAAAAGCAGGUGCUACUGGCUUCAAAUCCGAAAGCCAUGUUAUUUGUGUAUUGCCGUAGAGGAGUUUUGGUUCUGAUAGCUGCUUUACUACUCUUCUUGGCCAUAUUCAUCCCAGUAACUCAUGCUCAACAACAUCACCGCCACCGAGACACUGCAGCAAACAUUAUUCACGAACCUAUUCAACCUCCUUCAUAUCUUCUUGCGGUACGAAAUCCCUAUCUUUCGGCCUGGAUCCCAAGUUCUAUCGCCGCCAACAUUAGCGCUGGAAAUGCGCAGUUUUGGACGGGCCAGAAUUUGAUAUGGAGCGUUAUUGCACGUUGUCGACAAUGUUACAUGGAAUCUUUUCGGAGUGGCUACCCCAGGAGCUGGAUCACACCUGGACUUUUUCUCGCCUGUUACUUGACGAUCUCUGCUGAAACUGCCGCAGCGACUGAUAUUCAGAUCUAUUCUGAUAUUGGUGGCACUUGGACUGGCCAGACCCUCUCCUCGUCUCGGAGCUUCACUAAACAAAACACCAUCUCUGCAUUUUCCAUCAAAGCCAACAAUCGAGCAACGUACUUUGAGGCUUCCGAUCAAGCACUCUGGGGAGAAGCCAUUUACUCAUUCAUCUCAGCCAUCAUCCACCUCAACUCUUACCAUCGAAUCAGGUGA